AAUCUUUCAGACGCCACGUCACUUCCUCCGCCAUCCCUCGCACAGGCGAACGCUGGCUGGCUGGCUGGCCUUCCACUCUCCUAACCCUCCGACCGUCUAAGCCAGAACAAGAAUCCUCUUCCCCGCAAGGCCGCAACAAGAAGAAUCCUCUCCACGAACACAGAGCAACCAAACAGAAAACACUUCUCAAGCCAAUCCGGCCACGGAUCGAGGCCGCGCUCCGGCGCCGCCGAUGGAUUCCGCCGAUCGCAAGAUUGCUGGGGUCGGGGUGGCGGAGGAACUAGGGAGGAGGAGCUGCGUCGAAUGCCGCGCCACAACCACGCCCAUGUGGCGCGGCGGGCCGACCGGGCCCAGGUCUCUGUGCAAUGCUUGCGGGAUCCGGUACCGGAAGAAGAGGAGGCAAGAGCUUGGCCUAGACCAGAAGCAGCAGCAGCAGCAACAACAACAUGAAGUAAAAGACAGCAACAGCAACAGCAGCAGCGGUAGCAGCAACUUGCAGGUUGUGCAGAAGAGGAGGCUUCUAAUGGGAGUGGAGGAGGCUGCAUUGCUGCUCAUGACCCUGUCUUCCUCACCCACAUCCACAUUACUACCAGGCUAAGAAACCUACAUUACAAAACCAAAUCAACAAUGUACACACACGUGCGUGCUCACCACCCGAAGAAUUCCAACCCAGUCACAAGUUUCUCAUCAGGAUGAGGUAGGGAGGCAGGGGCCCUUUCUCAAGAUGAUGUGAUCUUGUGAGGGGGCGGAUUUGUGCCCAUCUGAUGACUGCAUCUUCUUGUUCUUUUCCUCCGUGCCACCGUACCGUAGAUCUCGAUCAUUUGAACUUGUCAUUCGUAUCUUUUGUGAUUUGUGGUAGGACCCAUGAUCAGAGGUCUGUUGAUCUCAACCCCCCCCCCCCCCCCCCCAACAACACACACAUACACAUCUUUUUCUCUGUCCUUUUCUUUUCUACCCCUCUUUUGUUCUUUGUCUGUAUGUUGAUGUUGCCCCGGGCCCCGGCCCUUUUUGGGGGAUUGAUGAUCCAAAGGAGACGUCAUUCCUCUUCAUUCUGAAAUAAAAAGUCAAAAUGAUAAUAAAGGAUUUACUUGUUUCAUUUCAA
This is a messenger RNA of Phragmites australis (common reed), 1102 nucleotides long. Its product is annotated as GATA transcription factor 23-like. The transcript is spliced from 3 exons. Gene Ontology annotation, biological process: regulation of DNA-templated transcription. Gene Ontology annotation, molecular function: zinc ion binding; sequence-specific DNA binding. The record is from RefSeq and is a predicted model, not a curated record. NCBI's taxonomy places the organism in Eukaryota, Viridiplantae, Streptophyta, Magnoliopsida, Poales, Poaceae. Bases 233 to 598 code for a protein of 121 amino acids.